Iphiclides podalirius (scarce swallowtail) is the source of this 591-nucleotide messenger RNA. The record is from the annotation of a GenBank genome assembly. NCBI's taxonomy places the organism in Eukaryota, Metazoa, Arthropoda, Insecta, Lepidoptera, Papilionidae.
AUGUUCCGUUUUUUCACACUCGCUCUGUUCGCGGCCGCGACCGCAGAAGUGAUCUUUGAAGGACCCUGUCCUGACGUGACACCAGUCAAAAAUUUCGAAUUCGAAGCUUAUCAAGGAACCUGGUAUGAAAUCGCUAGAUACCCUAACGCUGGAGAGGAAGGCGGCAAGGGCAAGUGCACCACCGCUGAAUACAGCGUUGACGGUGACAAGGGCAAAGUGAAGAACACUCACGUUUACAACGGCGUCAAGUAUUACAUCGAGGGUGACCUUACCCUCGUGGCACCCUCAAAAGUGAUGCUCACAUACACAUUCGGAGGUGUAUCCAAGAACUCUUAUUUGACGGUCCUCGACACUGAUUACAAGAGCUACGCUAUCGGCUACAGCUGCAAAUACUUCAAGGAUGGCAACAAACACCAAGUGUUUUCUUGGAUCAAGUCCAGGAGCAAGAAAUUGGACUGUGAAGCUAAGUACAAGGUUGAUGCUUUCUUGAGGACUUCAAAGAUUCUGGACUCUGCCAAAUAUAUCCAGAACGAUCAUUCUGAGGAUGCUUGCAAGUCCUCAGUCACCAAAGCUAUUACUGAGUUCCUUAAG